AUGUUGAAGUCAUAACAAGUCAAAUUAAAAAACUUAAUAUAGAACAGCAAUAUCAAGAAGCAGAUACAUACUACUUUACAGAAACAAGAAUGAAAGUUGAAAAAGAAAAGAUCAAUAAAAAUGUACUAGUAAAACCAACAGAAACUAAACAAAUAGA
Cetraspora pellucida is the source of this 157-nucleotide messenger RNA. The record is from the annotation of a GenBank genome assembly. NCBI's taxonomy places the organism in Eukaryota, Fungi, Glomeromycota, Glomeromycetes, Diversisporales, Gigasporaceae.